Molecule: messenger RNA, 1015 nt
Organism: Gigantopelta aegis
Lineage: Eukaryota; Metazoa; Mollusca; Gastropoda; Neomphalida; Peltospiridae
Exons: 3
Coding region: 230-625 (131 amino acids)
Source: RefSeq, a predicted model, not a curated record
AAUGUUCGGGAUUGUCCGAAGUUUGCCGAAAUGAAAACACUUUUUGCUUUACCCGUGUUUCUCUUUCUGCUCUUUGUCUGUCACCACAGCAGAGCAUGUGCAGGAACCAGAGGUGGAAGUGGAGACAGAUUCGACACGAGGAGCCGUCGGUCUACACCACGGCUUUGACUUGAAGUCUCUCUCAAAACGAAAUCUCGUUCAUCUCAGCAAUGUCGAAGACGAAAUACUUAUGGGUGAAAUUGAUCUAUGGUCGGGUAAACGAAGCCUCGCUCCUAAUUCUCAGCGACCAAAGCGUUUCUGGUCUAUCGUUGCCCGUGGAGCCUGGACAGCUGGCCGAGCUCUCUUUAGGUCUUCAACACUUACAAAGAUUUCCAGGGGCGCCAAAAACAGGUUGACAAAACAGUACUUCAGAAGAGGUAAUUUCAGAACGGCUUUGAGGGACUACAAGCGCAUGAAUAUACAAGGCAGUCGAAGAUUUACUGAAAGGAAUGGUGUGAGAGGAUACACAGGUCGAAUGGGUAACCACAAGGUCACGGUUCGUAACUCGAGUACGAACGGAAAACCGACCCUCGAUAUCAGAUCAAAGAAUGGAAAAACAGUCCGCAAAUUCAGAUACCACAACUAGACCACUGCCACAGGGGCGGAUCCAGAAACUAUAAAGAGUAAAGUAGACAUUUCGAGAUUGCCGUUUUUGUCAAGUGCGGAAGGAAAACAAAAUAAUACCAUACUGCAUUUAAAAGUUUAUCAAUUUGAUGUAAUUAAUGGGAAAAUUAAAUUCAAUAUUGUCGUUGUAUCAGUAUAUUAAAUAUAAUUUGCCAUAUGUGCUUUAUUUAUACACGUGUCAUUUAUUUCAUUUUAUUUUAUUUAUUUUAUUAUUAUUUUGUUUAAUAUUUAUUUAUUUUUAUUUAUUUAUCUAUUUAGUUUAAUAGUAAAAUAAAUGGUGAAGCGUCUCCUUCCUUUCUCUGGAUCCACCCAUGUCCUUACUAUAUUUGAAUAAAUGAUCUCGUUGAACAUA